Molecule: messenger RNA, 4659 nt
Organism: Aplosporella prunicola CBS 121167
Lineage: Eukaryota; Fungi; Ascomycota; Dothideomycetes; Botryosphaeriales; Aplosporellaceae
Exons: 6
Coding region: 1-4659 (1552 amino acids)
Molecular function (GO): lipid binding
Source: RefSeq, a predicted model, not a curated record
AUGGCUUCACGACAGGAGGCCGAGCUCAAGGAGCAGGGUGCCAUCGAGGCAGCCCGGGAUCCGAACACGUCCGUGUCGCCAGAAGACGCCGAGCAGAAGAUAAUGAAUGAGGCCAGGAAGGCCGGUGGGGAAGCCCUCGCUUUCGACCCCGAUGCCUCGCCGGAACAAAAGGCAAUGCAAGCGGGCGCGCAUGUUCCGGCCGGAUUUCACCACGAGCAUAAACCAAAGGUCACCGCCCUAGUGUCUGACGCCGACGAUGGUUCUUCCAGCAAGUACGACUUGCCUACCCCCACCAAAGAAGGCGCGAUUGUCCCUCCCACACCCACCAGCGUAACCAAAACCGCCCCCGAUGGCUCUGUCGCCGACCUCGACGAAGAUGACGAAAAGCAAUGGGAUAGAGUCGGCUGGGCCCCGCAGUUCGGAUUGCCCGGCGCAGGCGAGGAUGUGGACGAGGGCACAUUGCUGGACCACCAGACGUGGGUAGAAAGCAAUCUGGAUGAGAAGUUCUUCGGCGAUUGGUAUCACAAUGCCGGCGUCAUCGUCUUCGCCUGCUUAGGUUCCUACGUUGUCACUGUCCUUGGAGGCGGUUUGGCGUGGGUCUUCAUCGUCAUGGCCAUCUGCGGCACCUACUACCGCACCUCCAUCCGUCGCGUGCGGAGGAACUUCAGGGACGACGUGAACAGAGAAAUGGCAAAGACCAAGUUGGAGACGGACACCGAAAGCUUGGAGUGGAUCAACAGCUUCUUGGUCAAAUUCUGGCCCAUCUACGCGCCGGUUCUUUGCAAGACCAUUAUCAGCUCCGUUGAUCAGGUUCUCUCCACCGCUACCCCCGCAUUCCUUGACAGUCUCAGGAUGAAGCUCUUCGUUCUCGGCACCAAGCCUCCCCGCAUGGAGCAUGUCAAAACGUAUCCUAAGUCCCAGGAUGACAUUGUUCUUAUGGACUGGAAGUUCAGCUUCACACCCAACGAUGUCUCCGACCUUACGGCGCGCCAGAUCAAGAACAAGCAGAACCCCAAAGUCGUGCUUGAGGUCCGUAUUGGCAAAGGUAUGGUCAGUAAGGGCCUUGACGUCAUUGUCGAGGAUAUGGCCUUCUCUGGCUUGAUGAGGAUCAAGGUGAAGCUUCAAAUUCCGUUUCCUCACAUCGAGAAGGUGGAAAUUUCGUUCCUUGAGAGGCCUACUAUCGACUAUGUCUGCAAGCCUCUCGGUGGUGACACUUUCGGCUUCGAUAUCAACUUUAUUCCUGGUCUGGAAUCUUUCAUCAUGGAGCAGAUCCACGCCAACCUGGGCCCGAUGAUGUACGAGCCGAACGUCUUCCCCGUCGAAAUCGCAAAGAUGCUGGCCGGUAACCCGGUCGACCAGGCCAUUGGUGUGGUUCAGAUCACCUUCCACGGUGCGCAAGGCCUGAAGAACCCUGAUAAGUUCUCUGGAACUCCGGACCCUUACUGUUUGGUCACCGUCAACGGUCGCCAGGAGCUUGGUCGCACCAAGACGGUCCGCGAGAGCGCAAACCCCCGCUGGAACGAGACCAUCAGCAUCAUUGUUACUUCGUUGAAGGAUGCUCUUACGCUGCAAGUCUUUGACUUUAACGAUUACCGCAAGGACAAGGAACUUGGCACUGCCAGCUUCGCGCUCGAGCAGCUUGAGGAAAACGAAGAGUUUGAAAACCAGGCUCUUGAGGUCAUGGCUAAUGGCCGGCCUCGUGGUGUCAUCACCGCCGACAUUCGCUUCUUCCCCGUUCUCGAAGGCUUCAAGGGCGAAGACGGCACUGAGCAACCUCCUCCCGAGUCUCUUACUGGUAUCGCCAAAUUCACCGUUGAACAAGCCAAGGAGCUGGACUCGACCAAGAGCAUGAUUGGCCAGCUCAACCCCUACGCGGUCCUUCUCGUCAACGGAAAGGAGGCACACAUCUCCAAGAAGCUCAAGCGCACGAACAACCCCGUUUGGCCCGACGCCACCAAAGAAUUGCUCAUCACGGACAGGAAGAAGGCCAAGCUCGGUCUUGUUAUCAAGGACGACCGCGACCUUGCUGCCGAUCCCAUCAUUGGUACCUACCAGAUCAAGCUUGAUGACAUGCUCGACCUGAUGAGCAAGGGCCAGGACUGGUACAAUCUGGCUGGUGUCAAGACUGGACGUGCUAAAAUGACACUUCAGUGGAAGCCCGUCUCCCUGAAGGGUACUGGUAUGAGUGACGGCUACAUCAAGCCCGUCGGUGUCGUCCGCUUGCACUUCCAGAACGCUCGCAAUCUGCGCAACCUCGAAUCCCUUGGCAGGUCUGAUCCGUACGUCCGCGUGCUGCUCUCUGGUAUCGAAAAGGGACGCACCGUGACAUGGAAGAACAACCUGAACCCAGACUUCGAUGAGGUCGUCUAUGUUCCCGUCCACAGCAACCGCGAGAAGCUCCUGGUCGAGGUCAUGGACCAGGAGAGCGUGGGCAAGGAUCGGUCGCUCGGCCACAUCGAGAUUCCUGUUUCCGAGUACCUCCAGCAGGACGAGAACGGCGAGUACAAGGUCUACGAAGAAAAGUCAUCUCCCCGUAUUGAAGGCCUUCGCAUGGGUCCUCGCUCUCCCGCCAAGGGUACUCUUAGCUACACUUGCUCGUUCUACCCCACUCUCAAUGUCAUUGAUCCUGAUGAGGAGGAGGCCGAGAAGGAACGCAGCAGCAUGGACAGCAGGAGCCACAGGCCCAAGCUUAGCAAUGCUUCUGCUAUGUCGGCUAACUCGGCCUUGUCGGCCGGCGAUGCUGAGAAGAGCAAUCUGAGUGUCAAGGGCCACAAGCCCACUCUGAGCAAUGCUUCUGGUCUUUCGGCCAACUCAGCUGUGUCGGGAGGCAGCGAUCUGUUGACAGUGGAGAAGACGAGAGACCGUAGUGGCACCAUCUCGUCUCUUCGCAGUGACGGUACUAAUGGUUCUCUAGACAUGGCGAAGAAACUUGAUAUGGGCGAGAGAGAGCAGGAGCACGUCGAGGAAAAGCCUGAGGUGCCGAAGAUUAGACUCUCGGCAGAAGAGCUCCAGCAAUACGAAUCCGGUCUUCUCGUCUUCAAGGUCAUCGAGGGCGAAUUCUCAAGGACGGACAUCUACCUCGAGGUCCUCAUGGAUGACCAGCUGUUCCCUAACUACUUCAGCUCCAAGAUUCGGUCGAAACAUACCACGUUCAACGACACUGGUGACGCAAUGAUUCGCGAACUCGACUUCUCGAGAAUCACCCUUCGCCUGGUCGAGGAGCGGGACAAGAAGGGAGAUGGUGAUGAGGAUCAUGUCAUUGCCAAGCUGCAGGGCCCGACUCUCUCCACCCUCCGCCGAUGCUUGUACACUCCUACUGUGCUCACGCUUGAGGACAAGGAUGGUCACGAGAACAAGGUCAUCGUCUCGCUCAAGUACCUCCCGGUCAAGAUGCAACUGGAUGCCGCCGAAUCCUUCAACAACAGCGGUACUCUCCGCGUGGAUGUCCUCGACGCUGCCGAUCUCCCUGCCGCCGACCGCAACGGUUAUUCCGACCCCUACUGCAAGUUUGUGCUUAACGGCAAGGAAGUUCACAAGACGGACAAGCAGAAGAAGACUUUGCACCCGGCGUGGAAUGAGGUCUUCGAGGUCCAAGUGAGAAGCCGGACGGCGGCCCACUUCCAAGUCGACGUGUACGACUGGGACUUUGGCGACAAGGCCGAUCACCUUGGUUCUGCCAUCAUCAACCUCGACGUUCUCGAGCCCAUGCAACAACAAGAGGUGACUCUUGGACUCGAUGGCAAGAGCGGUGCUGUCCGCCUCAAGAUGAUGUUCAAGCCCAACUACGUCGUGCGUUCUCGCCAGGGCUCCUCAACUUUCCAUGGCACCUUUGCGGCGCCCGGCAAGGUCAUUGGCGCACCCGUCAAGGGUGUCGGCAAGGGCGCUGUCUUCGUCGGUGGAAACGUCAUCAAGGGCGCGACGUUUGUUGGUGGUGGUGUCGGCAAGGUGUUCGGUCUCGGACGCCGUAAGAGUCGCGGGCAGGGCGAGGAGGACUCCGAAGCCGACCGCGCCGCCACCGCUCCGGCUGCGAUCACGGAGAACGGCGACAACCAGAGUCGCCGCCCUAGCACCGCGCAGACGCCGCCGCAGAUCCACGUCGACCAGUUCCAGCGCGAGACGCCCGUCACGCCGCACAACCGCCAUGUGUCGGUGGGCGCGUCGAGCAUCGCGUCGGGCCAUAUAGGUGCAGGUGGUGGCGAGGCGGGCGUGGCCAGCAUCGCCAUCCUUUCGGCAGCGGGCUACCCGUCCUCGGCCAACGUGCGGGUGCACGUGGCGAUGUUCAACUCGCGGGGCCAGGCCAAGGAGAUCCACAAGACGAAGGAUAUUCGCUCGGCCAGCGGCGAGGUGGCGUUCGACCAGCACCGCGAGACGGUCAAGCAGCAGUGCACGGCGGACACGCAGUUCAAGCUGGUGGUCAAGGACCACAGCACUUUCGGCGCAGACGAGGAGCUGGGCGAGAGCAUGUUCUUCGUCGAGGACCAGGGCUCAGGCGGCAGCGAGAAGGCAGUGCGCGCAGGCGCGGGUACCGUCUUCUUGCGCACGAGCUUCACGUCUGCGGACGCGCUGAGCACGGUCAACAGCAGUCCGAAGAGCACGAGGGAGCGCAGGGGCCUGUUUGGCAGCAGUCGACACAGGAGCGUCACGCCUAGUGGGCAGUAA